Cyprinodon tularosa is the source of this 1072-nucleotide messenger RNA. RefSeq names its product mannose-P-dolichol utilization defect 1b (gene mpdu1b). The coding region runs from base 38 to 811 and encodes 257 amino acids. The record is from RefSeq and is a predicted model, not a curated record. The transcript has 7 exons. Gene Ontology annotation, biological process: oligosaccharide biosynthetic process. Lineage: Eukaryota; Metazoa; Chordata; Actinopteri; Cyprinodontiformes; Cyprinodontidae.
AGACGAAGAAGAAAAGGGAAACGCAACGUCACUGAACAUGGCGGACACGUCAGAUUAUCCCAGAGGUUCUUCCUUCAUGGAUCCAUUAAAAGGGAUUUUAGUGGCUUAUUUUAUGCCAGAAUUGUGCUACGAUAAGUUCUUCCUGGAUCUGGACUUCCUGGACGUGCCAUGUGUGAAGAUGGUAGUGAGCAAAGCUCUGGGAAUCGGCAUCAUCCUGGGAUCAGUUCUGGUGAAACUACCUCAGAUCUUGAAGCUGAUGGGAGCCCGCAGCGCUGAGGGGCUGAGCUUCAACGCCGUGCUGCUGGAGCUGCUGGCCAUCACAGGAACCAUGGUCUACAGCGUGACGCACAAGUUCCCCUUCAGCGCCUGGGGAGAAGCUCUGUUCCUCAUGCUGCAGACCGUCGCCAUCGGAUUCCUCAUCCAGCACUACGGGAAGAGGACCGGCAUAGGUCUCCUCUUCCUGGCGGUUUACGCGGGCCUCCUGCUGCUCCUCCUGUCUCCGGUCACUCCCAUGUCGGUGGUCACCACCAUGCAGGCGUCCAACAUGCCAGCCAUCAUCAUCGGCAGGCUCAUCCAGGCUGUAACCAACUUCCGCAACGGACACACGGGCCAACUGUCGGCCAUCUCCGUCUUCCUGCUGUUCGCCGGAUCCCUGGCGCGGAUCUUCACCUCCCUGCAGGAAACGGGCGACUCGCUGAUGGCGCUGACCUACGUCAUUUCCUCCACCUGUAACGGCAUCAUCGCCCUGCAGGUGCUCUACUACUGGAACAGCAGCCCUGAACACAAGAAGAAGAAGAAGAAGAAAGAAUAAACGCUAAGGACUCCCUGGGAAUGCACCUGGGAGAUUCUUUUCUAUGUUUUCGUCUCAUUUUAGACGAUUUCUCCUCCUCUUCAGGCCCUCGAUGCAGGAAGAUGGGAAUUUUCCAGAACGGCUGAGCUGUUGCUGUUGCUGUGUGGGUGGGUGGGUGGGGGGCGUGGGUGUCGUCACAUUCCAGGAAAUGUUCCUAAUCAUGACAUGUUCAGAUGAUCUGAAUGAAUAAAGGUUUUGAGCUCUGAUCUCGUGUUAAAAACU